UUCUUUAUCUUUUUUCCUUUUCUAUGACCUUUUCUCUCACCAGGUUGAUAGACUCAACUUUGUCAUUUUGGUUUACACUAGUGAGGCUAAUCCAUCAAAAUCAGGUUUGAGGUUAACCACUGCACGCAGUAUGCUCUUUAGCUUGUUGCUUCACUCUCUUCAUUGCUACUAAGUUUAGACCAUGGCUUGUACAAUCUCAACUGAUGCGUAUAAGAUCCAAAAACAUAAUGUGGAUGAUAUCAUUAGCAACUUACCCGAGGGCGUUCUUCUUCAUAUUCUUUCAUUGCUCCCUACGAAAGAUGCUGUAAGAACUUCCAUAUUGGCUAAGAAGUGGAAACAAUUGUGGACCUACUUAUCUGCAUUUGAUUUUAAUUUUCGUCAUCCUCGAUAUGACUUAGACCCCCGAAACCAGAACAACACGGAAAAUAGCCUCUUGGAUCAGAAAAACAAGGAAAAUAGCCUCUUAGAUCUAGUUGGAAGAUUACUGCAAAAAUCUAACCGCGUAGAAAGGCUUUGUGUUCAAAUAUUUAGAAGUGUUAUUGAUGCAGACAAAGUUAGUUCCUUAAUAUCUUCUGUUGCAAAGCACAAAAUGCAAUAUCUUAAACUUUCACUAGGUCAUCCAAAUGAUAAGUUUGUGUUACCACAUAGUUUCCCAGCUUUCGAGUCAUUGAAUGAACUGCAUUUAAACCUCAAAUUCACUCUGCAUAUUCCUAAUGGUAUUCAUUUCCCUAAGCUAAAGAACUUAGUAGUUUCAGAUGUUACCUUUGCAAAUGAGAAGUCAGUUCAACGUCUUUUUUCUGGGUGUCCAGUCUUACAAGAGUUGUCUUUGUAUGAUUGGUCUUGGGAGAACAUAAUGCAGAUUAGCGUUGCAAUUUCCACAUUAAGGAAGUUGACCGUCCAUUUUGACUUUGAUUGUGUAGAUUAUGAUCAUGGUUGUACAUUCAAGAUUGAUGCUGCGAAUCUUAUAUCCUUAAUAUGUUCAUGUGAUCCAACAAUAGAAUGUAUCCCUGUUAACCUUACCUCCAUAGUUGAUGCAGAUAUUAAUUUGUUUCCACCUGAUGAAGUAUUUGCUUCUCAGUGUGCAAUUGAGCUACUGAGUGGACUUAGCAAUGUCAAGUCUCUCAAACUAGCUAAUGAUACUCUUGAGUGUCUUUACCAUACAAAGGAUACUCUCCAUCUCCUUCCUUCAUUUGACAAUUUGACACAUCUUAAUGUGUAUUCUUGGAGUCCCGAGAACACUAAUGAAGUACUGAUGCACAUCCUUCGAAAGACUCCUAAAUUGGAAGUUCUUGAGAUUCCUAGGGUGGUACUUAACUACUUGGAUAGCGAAGAUUUGAUAUUGAACUCAGUUCCUUGCUGUUUCAAAUCUUCUCUCAGUCGAUUAUCCUUUUUAAAUUUUUAUGGAAAUGAAUAUGAAAUCCAAUUCGUUACGUUUAUCUUAAAAAAUGCCCCAUAUUUAGAGGAGAUCAAUAUACACUGUUCGAGACGUUUAUCAGCUGAUAUGGAGAAGCUGGAUGAUGCCCGCAACCAAUUGGAAGAUGUAUGCCUGGAAAGUUGUGCCAUCAAGUUUUGUUCCAGCUACUAUGAUGAUGAAUCCUCUGAUGAUGAAUUUGGUGAAGAUGAAGCUGCAAAUUCUGAGGUGCUCCCUGCUGCAGAUACACUUUGAAAAACUUCAUGCAUCAAGGAUGAAGACCCCCCAAAGGACAAGUUGUGCUAUCUGUCUCAGUGGCGUACAAUGUAGAUUUUUGUCUUCUGUGAUUCUCUGCUACUUAUUUAAUCUUCGGAUUCCUCAUUUGUUUUGCAUUAUAGUGGGUUGAAAAAGGUUUAUUUGUUCUUUAAGCACAUCUGUCAUAUCUUUAUUUCUGUUGUUAUAGUACCAAAUCGGUAGAUGUACAGUAUCUUUUUGUAGCAGUUGGAACUAAUGAGCUAUCACCAAUGUUAAAUUGCUUCUGAAUUUUAUAGGAAAUCAAAACCAGAACAAGUUUUUUCCUUAAGUAA
This is a messenger RNA of Medicago truncatula (barrel medic), 1998 nucleotides long. RefSeq names its product F-box/FBD/LRR-repeat protein At5g53840. The transcript has 7 exons. Lineage: Eukaryota; Viridiplantae; Streptophyta; Magnoliopsida; Fabales; Fabaceae. Bases 182 to 1666 code for a protein of 494 amino acids. Gene Ontology annotation, molecular function: protein binding. The record is from RefSeq and is a predicted model, not a curated record.